UUUAAAACAAAUGUAGUUAAAUAAUGUUUAGAGAUGUUUAGCCCUAGAAUAAAUUGGAUUCUUUUUUCAUCUGUUUUCUUCAAAAUAGGUGAGUGUAUUGCCGGAGAUGACGAGGAACGUCUCCCUAUUCUAACCGAGGAGGUUACAAACCUAACGGUUGUAGCAGGACGUGAAGCAAUCCUAUCCUGCCAUGUCAGUCAUCUUGGAUCCUACAAGGUUGCCUGGGUUAGGGUGGAUACUCAGACAAUUCUAACUAUUCAUAAUAGUAUUAUUACAAGAAACCAACGGGUCUCAUUAUCCCACAGGGAGCAUAAAGAAUGGAAACUACAUAUCUCAAAUAUUCAAGAGUCAGAUAGGGGCUGGUAUAUGUGUCAGGUGAACACAGAUCCAAUGAGGAGUAAACGAGGAUAUCUCGAGGUGACUGUUCCUCCAAGUAUCUUGGAUGCAAGAAGUUCUACAGAUCUAGUUGUCAAGGAAAAGGAUCGGGUCAACCUAACCUGUGAAGCUCGAGGAUAUCCUGAACCACAGGUUCUCUGGAGAAGAGAAGAUGGCGAAAUAAUCCUUAGUUCGGAGAAAGGGAAGACAAUAUCUGGUGGCUCUUUACUGUUUGAGAGGGUAGGACGAGAACAUAUUGGAACAUAUCUCUGUAUUGCCAGCAACGGUGUUCCACCAUCAGUUAGCAAAAGGGUUCAGCUUAGAGUACAGUUUCCUCCGAUGAUGACUGUUCCAAGUCAGUUAGAGAGAUCAAGAAUUGGGGGUAAUGUGUCACUCAGGUAUAGGUGCUACGCAACCUUACACGCCAUACCAUAUCCCUAA
Molecule: messenger RNA, 816 nt
Organism: Eurytemora carolleeae
Lineage: Eukaryota; Metazoa; Arthropoda; Copepoda; Calanoida; Temoridae
Product: lachesin
Exons: 9
Coding region: 34-816 (260 amino acids)
Cellular component (GO): neuron projection
Source: RefSeq, a predicted model, not a curated record